This is a messenger RNA of Phyllostomus hastatus (greater spear-nosed bat), 1173 nucleotides long. Its product is annotated as UL16-binding protein 3-like. The transcript has 5 exons. The coding region runs from base 230 to 1036 and encodes 268 amino acids. Gene Ontology annotation, cellular component: external side of plasma membrane. Gene Ontology annotation, biological process: antigen processing and presentation of endogenous peptide antigen via MHC class Ib; positive regulation of T cell mediated cytotoxicity; antigen processing and presentation of endogenous peptide antigen via MHC class I via ER pathway, TAP-independent. The record is from RefSeq and is a predicted model, not a curated record. NCBI's taxonomy places the organism in Eukaryota, Metazoa, Chordata, Mammalia, Chiroptera, Phyllostomidae.
GGCCAAGGCACUCUUCGACGAAGAGCCGCGACGGCUGCGCCCAUGGAGCCCGCUCGCUGCGAGCUCGGCCAGGUUGUCCUGGUGCUGACUGUGCUGGCGGACCGCGCCCGGGCAGCGGGGUGUCUCGGGGCUCGGGGCGGUAAGUGCGGGGUGUAAAAAUGCUCAUUCUGUCCAGUAUGUUCUCAACAUUACCUUUAAUGAACAACUACAGUGUGUGGCCAACGUGUUCAUGGAUAGCACACUAAUUCUUCAAUAUGACUGUUACAAUGAAAAGGUCAUAUCUGAGAAACAGGGGGUAAUGACCACAAAUGACUCUAAAGAUAUGAAAGAUAUGCUGAAAAGUGUGUGGGACCAGAUCAGAAGUAAACUAACCAGAGAAACACUCAGAGCUUCCAGCAUCCUGCAGGUCAGGCUGCAGUGUCAGAGUGCUGCCAGUGGAACCGUCUGUGGACCCUGGGAGUGUCGUUUGGGUGGACGGAGGUCCCUGGACUUUGACCUGAAGAAGAGUGGAGAGUAUACAGCGAGUAAUUCCAGGGGCGAAGAGAUGAAAAAGACGUGGGAGAAGGAUGAGGACAUGAAGGAGUUCCUCAAGAAGACCUCAGUGGGAGAUGGGAAAAGAUUGGCGAAAGUCUUGGUGGACAGGAAGAAGGAGCUGGAGACCGCAGCCGCACCAAACACAGCUGCAGCCUCAACCUCACCACCCACAGUUUCAACUACACCAAGCACGGCCCCAGGAGCUGCUCCAUCCAAGGCCACCACCAACAGGCCUGUCACCUCAAUCAUCCCUGUGAUCCUCGCCGGCCUGAUCAUACUUUGGCUGAGUUCUAUUACAGUAACAGAAGAUGCUGCUCAGGAGCUCCUGAGAGUGUGGUCUAGUCCCACACGUGUCCCUUCUAGUCGGCCACCUUGCUGUCAUCUCCAGCUGCUGGAGCCUCCAGGGCCUGUUGACCUCCAGGAGCUGCAGCCCUUACAGCCUCCAGGAGACCGUGGUGCUACAGCAGAUGCAACAUUCCUGUCAUCUACUCCAUGGAAGUGACCUGGAAGUAAUUUACUUAGUAGCAUAUUACAUGCCCUGUGGUGUCUGGGCUAAUAGAAAAGCUAUUACACUACCCCUGUGUAGAGUGUUUACAAAUGGAACACUAUUUAGAACUCAAUAAAUACUAAACUGCCAAA